AUGCCUGGUUUGGACUCGAACCAAACACUCAGCGCAGAGCAGGGUAACUCCCUUUCGCAUUCCGCGCCAGGCUCGCUGUAUGAGUACCCCGUGACCUCGGAGUCCGACACCACGGCUGCGGCCUUGUUCGAUCCUGCAUAUUCUCUUCAGCCUUCUACGCUGGCGGUUUCGGGUUCCCAGGUCGCGCAGACGUUGUCCAUGGUUAGUCCGCUCGAAGGGGUGAACCCCUUUGACUUCUCGCUGGACCCUGCGCUCGAGUUGGGUGAUGGCACGUUGGGAUAUUUGAACGAGGUCGACCUAAGUAUGGAUUUGGAGAUGCCGGCUAUGGAGGAAGUGUUUCAGGUGGAGGAUUGGUCUAGGUAUAUGUGGUCGGCUGAGACAGGGUUCGAGCAUUUAGAUACCGGAUUUCCACCUGUGUCGCAAUAA
Penicillium expansum is the source of this 426-nucleotide messenger RNA. RefSeq lists its product as uncharacterized. The transcript has a single exon. The record is from RefSeq and is a predicted model, not a curated record. The coding region runs from base 1 to 426 and encodes 141 amino acids. NCBI's taxonomy places the organism in Eukaryota, Fungi, Ascomycota, Eurotiomycetes, Eurotiales, Aspergillaceae.